Molecule: messenger RNA, 4183 nt
Organism: Cyprinodon variegatus (sheepshead minnow)
Lineage: Eukaryota; Metazoa; Chordata; Actinopteri; Cyprinodontiformes; Cyprinodontidae
Gene: gcnt7
Product: glucosaminyl (N-acetyl) transferase family member 7
Exons: 5
Coding region: 2418-3671 (417 amino acids)
Cellular component (GO): membrane
Molecular function (GO): acetylglucosaminyltransferase activity
Source: RefSeq, a predicted model, not a curated record
UCCAAUAGUAAUGUUCCCAUUUAAAGUACAAAUAAUAAAUAUAAGGCUAUGAAAAAAUCCUAGCAAUUUUCAUAAAGGGUGUUCUUAGCUGUACUUCAGAGCACUUACCUUGGCCUUCUGGUAUACCACUGGCCCCAUUUAGUUAAGUUUCAUUUUUGCUUUAAAAUGUAUUUAGAAUUAGUUAACCUAGUAAAAAUAAAUUGCAUGUUUUUAACAUCACUAGAGUUUUGAGUGUUACAUAACUUUUAUCAUGGAUUUUUCCAUCUUUGUUUUAUAUUUGUCUCAAUAUGAAAUAAUGAAAUAUGAAAUGUGUUGUUCUGUACAUUUAAUUCUGCAUUUAAAUAAUUUUAGAUCCUUAAUAAAUAGGUUAUAUACAGGUUAUAACUGAACUGAGAGUAGAUGUAACUUCAUUUAACCAUCUGGUUUUUAUAUGGCUCUUUACUUUGCACUGAUCUGAUAAAAUUCUUGACUAAUACAUAUUUGAACCACACUUAAACUUGUACACUUAAUGAUUUAUCUUUGGGAAUAAUUGAGUGUGGAAGGUGUUCUUGAAGCUUAGCUUCCUCCAAAAACUCAUUAUCAGCUGUAAGUUGAGACUCCAGCUGGGCUGCACCAACACUACAAUAUUGUAUUACUUUUAGUCAGAGAAAUCAAAGAACAUCAAACCUAAAUCAGUCAAUGGUGUCAAUACCUUUUGGAUUUACCCUACAUACUGUCAGGGUUUGGUUGGGGUUUUGAGGACCCAUAAGCAGAGAUGAGGACACAGAGUUGAGCUCUUGUAGAUUUAUUCAAAUAACUGACUUUUUGUGUAUUAAUGUUUUCUUUUUUCAGACAAACUUCAUAAGGGCACAUUUGAUUUGUGUGUUGGUAAAAGAGGCAUUUCUCUGGCGGGGUUAAAUACGUUUUGGAAGCACAUAGAACAAGCAUAUGUGGUCCUACUUUGUCUUGCAAAGUAAUUGUUUGUUUAGCUUGAAUAAUGGAAAUCUGUACUAUAGUUUGUCAGUGGAAGUGAUUGGCUAGAAGAGGAAAAUAGUAAAAUAUGUGAGGCUAUUCACUUGUUUGAAAGACACAUUUGGUUUCCCCAAUGAGACACUAGAGCAAAAGUAGGAAAAAAAUAAAUUAGCUGUUGAUGUUCCAUAAAAUCUAAUCAAUUAUUAAAACACUGCACAACCUCUGCAUAGCAUAAAGAUGAACCAGAAAAAACCUCAGUUAGAAAGAUGCUGAGUUUUGCUGCCAUAAAAAACUGCCUGCAAAGGUGAUUUCAGCUUAAACUGGGAUCAAAUACACUUUUAGAAUAUUUUCUCAUGUUUACAUUUUUUUAACAGCAACACGUGAGAUUCAAAAGUAUAUAACUUUGUUUUCAAGCAUUAAGUAUCUAUAAAAAACAAUUUUUGUACAAUAAAAAUAGCACAAGUAAAACAACUCCCUUGUAAUUAAAGGGAAAUCCCACCCAAAGUUAAAUAUUAAAACGGGAACCAGGAACGGAUCUACUGUGCGUCCAUACCCCAGUGUGGGUGUGGACUCUGGCCAUGUGCUCUUUUCAACACAAGAGGGAUAAUCUCAGAAGCUGACCAAGCAGCAAACAACCUCUGUGUGCGUUGCUUUGAAGUUAACUCUCCGGCUGCCUUUACCACAAAAGGCACAGAAAGCCAGCGAGCCAAGUACGUCAGCAUCAGAUAAACAAAUGGGUCAAGUAGGAACCUGUCAGAGAUGAUCAUCCGCAGGACAAAAAGGGGGGAAACUAUUUACCAGAAAGGGAACUGUGUGGAUGAUAAUGUACAGGAACCUCUAACGGAAAAGAAGCUGGAUUUUCAAAAGACACAAAGAGCAAAAGAUGAAGGGGAACAUUUGAAAAGCGGUUUGAGGUAAAACUGUUGAAAAACGAAAGGAGGGAAAGACGAAAACAGCGAGUACAAGUGAGUAGGAAACUGUAUGUGGGAGGAGUGUGGAAAAAAAAAAAACCCUGAAGGAGAGUCUAUGGUGUGUGAGCCUGUUCCUGUGCGUCACGCAUGUAAUUUUGUGUCCCUGCUGGUAACCAGGCAGGGAUGAACCUCGUCUCGCGGGGAUACAAGGAGGAGCCAUCUAAUGAGUACAGCUAGAGAAUAACACACUGCUGACUCUACCAGGGACCGGAGCUCGGAGGACUCAGUCCCUCCACCAGAACACAACAAAGCCAUCUUUACAACCAAAUAUAGCUCUGAAGUGCUGCUGUACUUGUUAAUGGAGCGAGUGGAGUGGACCUAUGUGUAGAUCCUAGUCAGGAAGCUAUGAGGAGCAUUAAAGCCUUGGAGUAUCAGAGAUUUGCUUGUAUGUAAAUCUUUAUUUCUUCAGAAACAACAGAUAUCGCUGCCAGAACUACCAGCUGAAGGAGCUUAAACUGUGGCGGUGCUGAAGUACAACAGUGAAACAAGGCUAUUAUGCGCCAGCUUGACGGCAGAAAAUGUAGCUUCCUGUUUUGCCUGGGGAUUGUGGUGUGUUCAAUCAUUUAUGGGCUGAUUAGAACUAAGCCCGUGGAAAAGCCUUCAAGCUCCAGACCUUUCCCCAUUGAAUGUAAACCUGUCCUCUCUGACAUUGAGAAAGGAAACAAAAACUGUCAGAUUGAGAAUUAUCUUCGCAGUGGUGGCCUGCUAUGUUCAAACUUGACUACGGAACUACACUUUAUCAACGCAACUCUAAGUCGUGAAGAAGAAAACUAUCCAUUAGCUUUCAUUAUCACAAUCCACAAAGAGCUAGAGGUUUUUGUCCGCAUGCUUAGAGCUAUUUACAUGCCACAAAAUGUCUACUGCAUACACGUGGAUGCCAAAGCCCCAAUGGAGUACCAGGAAGCCGUAGAAAAACUCGCCAGCUGCUUUGAUAACGUGUUCCUUUCCAGUCGCAGAGAAAAAGUGACAUAUGCUGGAUUUUCACGUUUGCAAGCGGAUUUGAAUUGCAUGAAGGAUCUCUCUACGUCUCCAAUACCCUGGAGGAAAGUCAUUAAUUUGUGUGGACAGGAUUUCCCAGUCAUGAGUAAUCUGGAACUAGUGCAGUACAUGCAGAGCAAAGAAUGGAGGGACAAGAACAUGACGCCCGGGGUCAAACAGCCAGCCACCAUGAGGCACAGAACGCGGUUCCAACACUGGGAGAUUGUGGGGUCAUAUGUUGUCCCAAGGGUGCCAAGACAUGUAAAAGCUCCGCCUCCUCACAAACUGCAAAUUUAUUUUGGCACAGCAUACUAUGCUCUCACAAGGGAUUUUGUGGACUUUGUUUUGAAGGACCAAAUUGCCAGGGACUUUCUUGAGUGGUCCAAAGACACAUUCAGUCCGGACGAGCACUACUGGGUGACACUCAACCACAUAAAAGAAGCUCCAGGUAGUCGGAUUAAUGGAGGCUGGGAAGGAUCCAUCCGGGCAAUCAAGUGGAGGGACCAAGAAGGGAAGAGUCAUGAUGGCUGCAAAGGGCAUUAUGUACGAGACAUCUGUGUCUAUGGUACGGAAGACCUUCAGUGGAUCAUUGAGAAGAAUGGCAUGUUCGCCAACAAGUUCGAGAGUAAUACAUUUCCAGAAGCCCUUUAUUGUCUGGAACAUUGGCACAGGAACAAGGUUCUGAAGCAAGCGACUGUUCCCAUAGAUCCAUCAUGGCAGCUAAACUCAGAGAUCCACUCCAGAACCUCACCUCUAAACAAGCUGUGUUAAAAAAAAAAAAUUGUUGCUGAUAGAUCUAACUAAGAGGGCUGUUUACGUUGAAACUUAAAUCCAGAGAGGGAGCAUAAUUGCACAAUUAAAUCUAGUUUGAAUUUAGUUUUACAAUGCAUGUAUGGCUUGAAAAGGGAUAUUUUAAUAUAUUUAUUUAUUUUUUUGAAUGUUAAAUAUUCUAUAGGAUGUAAAAAAAAUAAAGACAUUUUGUAAAACAUUUCUACUGUUAGAAUAAAUUGUGUUCUGGAUUAUUUUCAAGGAUCAUGAUAACAUUUGCUUUUGAUGAGAUACAGUAUGUAUUGGAAGAAAUGUACAAGCCAAACAGCUACAGGUCUUACUGCCACAGGCCAUGAGCAAGUUGUGGCCUGUGGGUGAUUUAAAGAAAUUUCACAUGAGUUUAUUAAAAAUAAAGAAAAUAGUAUCUUAAAAUUACAAAAGAUACACACUAAGUUUUAAGUUUCAGGGAAACUGCAUGCAGGUUCAUCUGUUCCUUUACUACCCCCUAGUGGCCA